AUGACCACCCUCCCAUCCGCCAGAGACCAGGACCUGGAGGCCUACCGCUCUCAGCUCCGCGAAGAAGGCUGGUGCGUGAUCCCGUCCGUGCUCGACGCAGACCAGACAAAGUGUGCGCUCGACGCGCUCUGGGCUGCGAAAGAGUCGAGCGAGGCGCGCGGCGACGACACGUAUCUCCCCUUCCUGGACCCGAACGCAUCCAACAUCCGGGUCUUCUACCUCCUGGAACUCGACGCGAUCUUCCGGUCGCUGAUCCAGCACCCGACCGCCGUCGACAUGGUGAAGAGCGUGCUCGGGGCCAACUUCCUGAUCAGCAACUUCACGGCGAACAUCGCCCGCCCGGGUUCGAAAUCGAUGGGCCUGCACUCCGACCAGUCGCUCGUCUCGCCCGAGCCAUGGUUCGCCGUCACCGCCGUGAACGUCAUCUGGUGCCUGACGGACGUGUACUUCGAGAACGGCGCGACACUGUUCGUCCCGGGCUCGAACAAGUGGCAGUGGCGGAGCGAUAUCCCGCGCGCCCGCGUGAAGGCCAUGCUCCAGCCGUUUGAGGCGAAGGCCGGCUCCGUCGUCGUCAUGGACGGGCGCGUGUGGCACACUUCCGGCGCCAACGUCACGCAGGACCAGGACCGCGCCCUCCUGUUUGCGUACUACACCGCGCCGUUCCUCCGCCAGCAGGUCAAUUGGACGAGGAAGCUGCCCCGCGAGAUUCAGGACGCGCUCUCGCCGGAGAUGAAGGAGUGGCUUGGCCUCGGCGUCACCGCCAACCUGGGUGAAGCGGUAUCACACUUGAAGUAUCUCGAUGACGAAUUCACGGACGACGGAGACGGAGAGCAACAAAAGGGGCAACCGCCACCGCCACCGCCAACUUCGCAGACACAGGAGUCGCUUGCGACGUCUUCGCACAGCAGAAUCUGA
This is a messenger RNA of Exophiala aquamarina CBS 119918, 915 nucleotides long. RefSeq lists its product as uncharacterized. The record is from RefSeq and is a predicted model, not a curated record. Bases 1 to 915 code for a protein of 304 amino acids. NCBI's taxonomy places the organism in Eukaryota, Fungi, Ascomycota, Eurotiomycetes, Chaetothyriales, Herpotrichiellaceae. The transcript has 2 exons.